AUGAGUUCAAUAACAACUCUUAUAACCAGAUUACAAGGUUUUGUCAAUGGUGGGGGUAACGGGGUCAGUUUUACUUGAAAUCGCAUCUAGUCCCAUUAUAUCACUUUGCAGUUUCAAGUUCGGUACAUACAGGGAAGCGACAGCUCGCCAUCGCCUCUGUCGUCUUGGCCGCUGGCCAACUCGGUUAGUUUUUUUUUUCGUCCUUUUGUGAGAUUGUUUCGGAAUUUCAAAAGUUUAAAAAAUCAAUAAUUUAUGUAAGAGGACAAAAUAUCACAGCUUUCAAAUUUUUUUAUUCAUUCAAAGUCAAAUUUGGACAGUUCGGAGGAGUUACAUAAGCUUAGAAAAUAGCGUGUGGAUAAAAAAACUCCGACAACUCUUUUUUAAUAUUCAAGAGAAUGUGAAAUGAGUAUAUCUUCAUUUUUUCGAAGAAAAAGAACUCCAUGGUCUUGACAAAAAUGGAAUUAUUCAAUUUCGCCAGAUUUCUCGACAAAAGUUCUAGAUUUUUCAUCUAAGAAAACUCGAAGAAAUUUCCAAUAAAUUCCAAUUUUCUGACCCUCAACCCAAAGAUAGUUGAAUCAGCUUGUUUCCCUUUUCCAAAAACGUCAACAAGAAAAAAAAAAUGGGUUUUGAAAACAUUUGGCAGGUUUCUCAACGAGCUUGAUAAAGUUAUAACCUAUCCCAUCUCAAAGAAAUUUCGAGUGGUAUCCAAUUUUUUGUCUCAUUGCCCCUCAACCCAAAAAACUGUUGAAUCAGCCGACCGCUUGACGGAUCGCGCUUUUUUCCUUUAUGUAAAAACGUCAAGCGCGCCACGGGGAUUAUUGUCGGAACGCUUUCGCAACGUCAGUCGGUGUGUACAUAACAAUAGGGAGGUCGACUCGAAAUUUGUGUCAUUUUUACCCACAUGUGCUCCUGUAGAUUCUUACGGCGGUAUUUUGUUAAGGACCGGCGGCUACUAUGCAAGGCGUUCAAGUACAUGGACGACGUCGUCAAACAAUGCCAAAGUCCUCGGCUCAACCUCAAAAAUUCGCCUCCCUUCAUCCUCGACAUCUUGCCGGAUACUUACUCACAGGUGCUAGUUUCGUAUAUUUUUUCGAACAAUUUUGGAAGGUUUUGCGACUUUUCUUUCUCUCUCUCUUUCUAUUGUCAAGGUUUACUUUUAAAGACGGGAAAAUAAUUUUUGACAGAAAACUGGAAAUUUGAGUGAACAUGUGUGUUCUAACCUUGACAAACAAAAACUGCACCCUUGAAAAAAAUCCAAAAAUGACUAUUUUUUGAAGAAAACUCAUUGAAUUUCACCUCUCUUCCAUCAGAAUGGGAGGCUGAUAAUUAACGUGAAAGAAAAGUAUUAUACAUAUUUUUUUGAAGCUUAUGUUCAUCUUCACCCAAAACAACAACGUUCUACGGGAAAACGAGUACCUCAGGAUCUUCCUCGACAACAUGCAACAAAAAUGUAAAGAUGUGAGUUUUUUUACAUUCUCCUAAAAUCAUAAUUCCUUCAAGAUUAAUAGAGACUUUAACGAUUUUCAGGUUUUAAAACUGUUCAAAACGACGACGAUCUUCGAUGAAGCUUCAGAAGAAAGGCGAAAAUUAACGAAGCUUUCGCUCACUUUUUUUCCCAUAUGCUUUUUUUGAGUUGAAAGCCGAGUUCCCAUCUGGAAAUUUCAUAGGUAAAACUCAAGAAAAAAAUAAGAAAAAUUAUUUUGAAAGUUCAGGCGACAAGUUUCGGAUCACCAAACGAGAGGCUGAAGACUUUUGGCAACAGUAUUUCCCGAAAAAGUUGGCUUUUCGUAAAAAUUUUAAGAUCAAAUUUUUUUAAAGAUCAAUAGUACCAUGGUCUCAGUUUCUACAAGCCUUAGAAACUGCGCAUAAUUAUUCGAUGCAGCGUUUGGAAUCUACAACUUUGAAAACAACCAUCGAUCUGACAGCUAACGACCACAUUUCCAACUUUGAGUUUGACGUUUUUACGAGGUAAUUUUUUAUGAAUUUUAUUUUCUCUUUUUUUUCUGAGCUUUCUAAUUUCUGGCUUUCGUUUUUUUGGGAUGUGUAGGGCUAUUGAAGGACCAAGUAAGAAAAAUUCAGAAUCAAAAGAGCAAAAAUAAAAGUAGUUGAUGAUUAUGACUAUUUUUAGAAUCAAUUUCAGUAAUAAUUUUUUUUUUCUAAUGGCAUUUCCUAUAAAAACAAGUUCUUUCUAACUUUUUAAGGUUUUGGAAUUUUUUUUUGACACUUUCGAAAAGCGACUGUUUUGAAAACGCUUCAGCUAUGGAUGCCUUUUCUGCCUUAAUUCUUUUAAAAAACGUUUUUUUUUUCAAAAAAAGAAGCUACAUAACUUUACUGUUCCAGUAUAAGAUUGUGCAAGUUAUGAAAUUUUAAACCCUGAAAGUUCGGAAAUGAGGGAAAUUUUCAAAAAUCAACCCCACUGUCUCCUUUUUUUUGCUCACGUCAUUUCCGAACCUUUUCAGGUUGUUCUAUCCCUGGAAGACGCUUCUGCGUAAUUGGCAGCUUCUGACGACGAAUCACCCAGGUUACGUCGCGUUUCUCACCUACGACGAGGUGAAAAAGCGGCUGGAGAAGCUGUCGAAAAAGCCUGGAAGGUUCUUUUUUCGUUUUUUAUUGACUUCUGCUGUUGGAUGAAUAACGACGCGCGUGGAAAAAGGGAGUUGAUGGAUGGUUUUUGCAGCUACGUUUUUCGGUUGUCGUGUACUCGGCCUGGACAAUGGGCAAUUGGGUACGUGGCGCCGGAUGGGAAAAUCUACCAAACGAUCCCGCAAAACAAAAGUUUGAUCCAGGCACUUCAUGAAGGCAGCAAAGAGGGAUUGUUAGUUUUUUAAGAUUGUUUUUACAAAAAAAAAAUUAGCUUUAGCUUCAUCUGGAAGUAUGAGAAAAUAUGAAAAAGUUUGAAAAGAAUUAUUGAUUUUGUUCUGAUUUUGGUUGCUCUGUCAAUAAAACGAUUUUCAUUACGGUUACUACUUGAAUGAAAAACUUGGCGCCAAGUUGAAAAUUCAAAAGACAUCCAAAACUUAUUCGAAAAGUAGUUACGAAAAUACAUGUAUCAAUACGAGUAUUCCGCAAAGAAAUUGAACUGUUGACUAUUUUCUGGAAAGCUCAAAAAAUUCCGGUGUUGUCCAUCUUAAAUAAAGAGUUUGAAGUGAAAAUAGCCUUAGUUCACAAAAUCAUUUAAAUGAUGUUGUUCAUUGGCUAACUUUUUCAGCUACAUGUACCCAAACGGCCGAGACAAGGACAUCGAUUUGAGUACAAUUAUGGAAGUUCCUCAAGCGGAUCGAGUUAUGGUAACCCUCAAAAGCCUUGUUAAAUCACUUCAACGUUUCAUUACACAGGUCACCAGUGAACAGUAUGAGUUGUACUGUGAAAUGGGAACUACGUUCGAGUUGUGCAAAAUUUGCGACGAUAAUGAGAAGAACAUCAAAAUCGAGCCGUGUGGCCAUCUUUUGUGCUCUUCUUGCCUGUCGACGUGGCAGGUAAGACUUUAAACCCAGUCGUGAAUGAACGUUAACAAAAUUUAUUAAAACGGUUUUUUUUUCCUUCAGGACUCAGAAAACGGAAACACCUGCCCUUUCUGCAGAUAUGAGAUUAAAGGAACAAACCGUGUAAUUAUCGAUCGGUUCCGACCGCCGAAAAAAGAACACAAACGGUCGUCCGUACCGACGCUCCAAAAGAUCUCCCCACCCAAGCCAGUUCGUUUCCGGUUCUCACGGCAACAGAACAUUUGAUCUAUUUUCAGGACCCCAAGCACGUAUCCGCCGCUGAAGUUAAUCUUUUACUGCUUGAUGACCUUCCGGUCGCUCCUCCGCCUCUUCCUCCAAGACCGACGCCGAGAACGAAUCUUUUAAAGGUUUGUUCAAAGAGGGAAUUUGUAGAAGACGAAAACUACAAAUCGAAGUAAUAACUUAAAAUUUGUGAAUUGUUGGAAAUUCAAGCUGAACAUGAAUUUUUCAGAAAGAGCACAGCUACGUGAACAUCAAGGAGCUCCUAGCGGAAGGUCUGGUCCUUCCAGUUCGAGUAGAACCGGUCAUCGCUUCCCCUACGGUGCCCUCAGAACAUGCUCCUUUACCACCGGCGACUUCUGCCGAGAGCACCGACCGAGGCGACGAAUACAUCAAUACUCUCAACUUUCUAGAUUAA
Caenorhabditis auriculariae is the source of this 4140-nucleotide messenger RNA. The record is from the annotation of a GenBank genome assembly. Lineage: Eukaryota; Metazoa; Nematoda; Chromadorea; Rhabditida; Rhabditidae.